AGGCGCACGAUGCUUCUGGACUACAUGGGUUCCUUGUUGGUCAAUGAGCCGAAUCAUUUCCCAAUCUUAACCUCCAGACCAGGUGUUCUGGCGAUGCGGGAAAAUGAAUUCAUGGCUACGCGAGGCUUUGUGUCUGUGACACUGUCGCGCCUAUCCAGCGAAGAUGCUUUAAUUCUCAGUCGCAGGAUGAUGGCGAGACUGGGGGAUAGCGACGAUGUCAUCGGAAAGGUUUCGAAUCUCCUCAACAAUCCUGCCUACCACACGCUGACAGGCAAUCCCUUGUGUCUGGGCUUGCUGACCAAUGUUCUUCGCAAGUCUGACUUGGAUUCAGCAAAAAACAAGAUUCUUGACAAGGUUGAAGUCUACGCGCGGGCCUUCAAAUUGAUGCUGCACCAAUCUGACGCUGCGAAAUUCGCGUCGCGGGAUGGCAAAAGUGAUCAAGCAAUGGUCAAACACCUGGAAAACCUCAAGGGCUCUGAUGCCCGGAAGUAUUUCCAAAGUGUUGCCUGGCAGGGCCAAUCCAAUCGCUUGCGAGCCAUGACCAUGGAGAUGUUGCAAGAGGUCUCCGGAAAUGAGGAACUCUUCGACUCGUUUUCGGUGUUGCUGAAGCAGGGCCGUAUUCCCGUUUUCCAGAAGAUUGAUGCCUCCGGUGCUGAGCAGUAUCAACUUGCUCACUUGUCGUUCCAGGAAAUGCUGGCAGCAGAAUUUUGCUCGGGUGUAGUUUACUUUGCGAAGAACAAGAACCAAGUGAGGGAAUACUUGAAUUUCAUGCUGUCAAAUUCUUCCAAAGCUUUGGAGAGAGAUCGCGUGGCUGACAACUGGUGGUUACAAGUUUGGUUGUCCGUGGGCAAAAUGUUGGAUUCCGCCGAGUACAAUACGUGGUGUUCGUUCUUGGCGUCCGAUGAACGGACCUGGUUGACGCCCGGAAAGAGAUGUUAUUUCAUUGUAGACGACCCCAUUCGGAGGUCAGGCAUCCUUGGAAAGCUUCAGAGACCAAAAAAGGACUGCGACAAAGAGAUGAUCAAACAGAAAGCCGAAGGACUUGUCUUUUUUGAUGUCAUUUAUGUGGACCAUCAGACCCAAAAGGCCCAGUUGCGACCAAUGGUUGAUUCGUGGAGCGAAAAAGUGGUAUUUAAGCUUGACGCCUCUUUGUUGGGGGGCUGGAUACCCAUUGGAUUUCUGUACACAUGUCCAGUGCCUUCUGCAUCUGUGAACUUCGAGCUGCAAGCCGUGAAUGUACUGAUGAAUGAGGCCGUCAAACUCUCCCACGAUCAGUUUGUGAUGGAUUUGGUGACAAGGGGAGUUCACAUUGGCAUUAUGGACAAGCAUUUCAUGACGGUGGCCAACCUGUCUGUACAGCAGGAAGGUUUUGAACUGGCAUCUCUCUUGGCUGAAAGACAGGUGGAUUUGGAUGCUGGAUCCUAUACACAUCCCCGUUUAAAUUUGUCGUCGCGCUACAGAUAUAUGAACCCGAAAUCUCCAGAUGUCCAAAGACCUACUGUGUCCUCUGUCCAGUUGGACCGCUUCAAAUUGCGGCUUGGGAAGGCUGGAGUUCUCCGCGAUGCGCUGGAAGGCGAGUGA
Molecule: messenger RNA, 1581 nt
Organism: Cladocopium goreaui
Lineage: Eukaryota; Dinophyceae; Suessiales; Symbiodiniaceae
Source: the annotation of a GenBank genome assembly